This is a messenger RNA of Trichogramma pretiosum, 3222 nucleotides long. RefSeq names its product N-alpha-acetyltransferase 35, NatC auxiliary subunit (gene Naa35). The record is from RefSeq and is a predicted model, not a curated record. Gene Ontology annotation, cellular component: NatC complex. The transcript has 10 exons. NCBI's taxonomy places the organism in Eukaryota, Metazoa, Arthropoda, Insecta, Hymenoptera, Trichogrammatidae. Gene Ontology annotation, biological process: N-terminal peptidyl-methionine acetylation. The coding region runs from base 322 to 2511 and encodes 729 amino acids.
UUAGUUGUGCAGCCAGCUCGAGCUUCUCAUCUCUCAAACUCUAGUGAUAAUCCAGACGUAUACCUAGUGACUUUGUCGCGGAAAAAAUCGUGAACUGGCAGUAGGCACUAGGCCAGUCAUAAAAAGCGCCUCCACUGCUCGCUGCUGCUACAGCAGAAAUUUGUCGAGAAAUUUUAAAGGUGCAGAUAAUCUCGAGGUUAUGACUGAAUUGUAGGAGACAGAUAUAGAUAUCGGACAGUAAAGAAGCUGUAGAGGAACACACACAUCAGCUCGUGUUUCACGUUUAGUUUAUUUUGAAAAUUACCGAAAAAAUUAUUGAAAAUGGCAGAAACUUCGCACAAUCAAGAACUGUCGGAGUUGUGCGAUGAAAAACCAACAUCUUUGCAAGAAUCAAGUGAAUCGUGGGUCAAUGUAACAUCUGAAUUUUUUGAGGCUAUCUCGGAGCUUGAGUUAGGAGAACUGCUUCAUGAUGAGCUGUUUGGUUUAUUUGAAGCUAUGUCAGCUAUUGAAAUGAUGGAUCCAAAAAUGGAUGCUGGGAUGCUGUGCAAUAGAGGCAAUAACAAGCACUAUACUUUCCACCAAGCAGCUUUAUCUGGUGUCAUCAAACUGAGCAAUUUUACUGCUGCUGAAAUUAUCGGAAUAAUUGAUUCUACAUAUGCAUGUAUAGUGUCUUGGCUAGAAGGUCAUAACUUGGCACAAACUGUUUUCACAAAUUUAUAUUUGCAUGACCCAAAUCCUAUUGAAGAUAGAACUUUAAAAAUGUUUUGUGUUACUGUGCAUAAAAUCAUUGAAGAGAUAAAAGAAUGCAUAAUAAGAGCUUCAGUGUAUGAAGAGGAAGAUUUUCAAAGUGUAAUGUACGGUGGUUACAAAUUACAAUCUGAUAUAACAGAGCAAAAGACUAUAGCCAUGAUGAGAGAAAUCGAAGAAGAUUUACAUAAAAAGACUAGAGUUAAACCUUCUGCGGAUGAAAUGGAUGAUGAGUACAAUGAUAAUUUAGCUCUAUAUGCUCGAAUAAGAUUCACUAAAAUGUUUUAUCAAGUUUUAACAAUGAUGGGUAGAAAAGAACAAUUGCCGACAAAUCUUCAAGCAUGUCAACGAAUUUUAUCUAAUUGUUCUGAAAUGCUUCAAUUAAUGAUCAAAACUAUUAAUAGAGGAGAUAAAGCUGAUGAAAUAACUGAUCAUCCUAAUGUUAUGGGUUUUGAUCCUAUGAUUAACCAAAGACAGUUGCCACCGACCUUACCAAGAUAUACAAAAAUAAGGCCUAGAAUAGAAGCCCUUGUGUAUAUGGAUGAUCUUAUAAAUAGAUUUAAAAAUGUGACAAAAAUUACAAGUUAUACUAAUUUUCAUAGUGCAUUGGACUUUUUCAUGGAGUUUUCAAGAUCAAGUCCAUGUAUAUUAUCUAGGUCAUUGUUACAAAUUGUUUAUUUGCCUACUCCCAAUAGAGUGUUUGGUGUACAAAAUUUAACAGAUGUUUUGAAAGAAGCAGCUAGAAAUUUUAUUGCUCCUCCAGUACUAAUGCCAAAAAAUAAUUUAUUGCAAAACCACCAAGCAAAAGACUGCAUUGAUAAUUUCUUAGUGCAUUGUGCCAAUUUUUUUAGUACCUUACUUCAAAUUAGUGGACAUAAUAGAGCAAGACAAAGAGAUAGAAUAGCUUAUUUGUUUGAGAAUUUCGCGGCUUUACAAGAUGAGGCUGAGCGUGUUGAUAGUUACAUGCACUCAUUAUCCUUAAAAAGUGAUUGUCCAAGACCACACUUGGCUUGUUUUGGAACUUGGAUUUUAUAUCAUACUCUAAGAGCAAUGGUCAUGUAUUUGUUGAGUGGAUUUGAGCUAGAACUUUAUUCUGUUCAUGAGUAUCAUUAUAUAUUUUGGUAUCUUUAUGAAUUUCUCUAUGGAUGGCUGGUGUCAGCCAUCACCAGAGCAGAUUCUUUCAUCAUGGAACAAGACCUUCACAAUGAAGCUCAAAAAAGUAAAAGUGGUAAAAAAAGUUCAAAAAGUAAAAAACGUAAAACAUUGCCUAGGCCUUACUACUUAGAAAUUUUAAUGAAUCAAGCCUUGCAAAAUAUUUGUGGAGGUUUUUAUAAAGCUUUGGUGGGUUUUCAAAUAGAUGAAAAAAUUCCGCUACCAGAAAGUCAAUUUGAUUGCGAAGGUGUACGAUAUGAACAUCGACUGUAUCCUUUUUCGUCACUCAUUACUCCGCCCCCCGUGAACUAUAAAAAAUUCAUCGAAAUGACACACCACUUAAGGUAUCGAAAUAACGAAAAACUAACUAGUGAACCUCAGUAUUUAGAAGGCUGUAGACAUUUUCAUCAAGCCAAAACUGUGUUAGAGCGUGCACUAGAGCUUAAUCCACCCCAGAAUAUAGUAAAUGAGAUUACUGACUUAAUGAAAGUUGUGAAAACAAAUUUUGUUGUUUUGAAGUUGCUUGCUGGAGGCCAUAAGAAGGAUUCCAAAGAGCCCCCUAUCUUUGAUUUUUCAAGCCAUCAACAUUUUCCCAUUAUUAAACUUCCUUAAUUCGUCAAUUAAAUAGCGUAAUUUUGAUCGUUUAAAAAGCAUCACAGGGAUCGCUCUAUCCAGUAUCAGACGUUAAUCUAUAUCAAGAAGAUUUAUAUAACUUAUUUUAAUACUACAAAAAAUACAAUUCCUGAAUACAGGUUUAAUAGCUUCGUUUCAUUGCUAUAAUUUGUCUUCCAUAGUAAAUACUUUUAUGAUUUUUCCCUUUUGCUUAGACUAUCUUUUACGGUUUCAAGCCGGACUAGUUCGAUGAUUCCAAUCGAACGUUUCUGUAAAUAUUAUAUAAAUUUCGUAGUUCAUAGCGAGACCAUCUUUUUAGACUUGAUAAUUUAGUUAGGCACUAAAGAAGUUUUCGUAAUGUGAAUGUGGAAUUACGAUAUAUUGAAUUUUGUAAAUAAUUGAACUUAGCUAAUAUGAAUAAGAGCUUGUCGAGUUGUUCAAUGAAAAUCAAAAAAAAAAUAUUUUUUGAUUUUAUGAUUAUGUUAACAGGAGUACAAAUUAGCUUUUUUACUAAUUUUCUAAUGCUAAAAUUGUUGGUUCGAUUUGUUGAAUUUCUAAAUUAAAACAAGGUACGAUUUUGUUACGUCGAUAUUUUCGUCGAUUUUUAUGCUGUGAGUAUAAAUUCAUUUGUACAGUACGAGCACACUUGUAGAUGAGCAUGGUAAAAAAAAGAGUGAAACGGAAAAUAAACGAAAAUUUGAAAAUUGAAAA